Molecule: messenger RNA, 327 nt
Organism: Racocetra fulgida
Lineage: Eukaryota; Fungi; Glomeromycota; Glomeromycetes; Diversisporales; Gigasporaceae
Source: the annotation of a GenBank genome assembly
AAAAAAAAAAAAAAACUAUUGAAGCAAGAGCAAAAGGGUACACUCUACCACCAAAAAAAAAGAACGUCCAACCUCCUAUUAGAAGGCGUAACACUAAUUAUAUAGAUGUUAAAAGUAUCCAUGAUCAAAGUAAUACAGAUGAGAUGUCUGAUAAUGCGCAAGACUCUUUUGAAAGCGAUGAUAACAUUAAUGAUAAUAAUCACAUUGAACCUGAUGCUUUAACGACUGCAAGUAGUGCAUCAUCACAUACUAUUAUUAGUCAAAAAAAUACACCAACCCUCAUGAAAAAUAUGUCGAAAAGAAGCAAUUCGGCCCUUAUGCGACCAC